This is a messenger RNA of Helianthus annuus (common sunflower), 874 nucleotides long. Its product is annotated as transcriptional regulator TAC1-like. The record is from RefSeq and is a predicted model, not a curated record. Lineage: Eukaryota; Viridiplantae; Streptophyta; Magnoliopsida; Asterales; Asteraceae. The transcript has a single exon. The coding region runs from base 228 to 776 and encodes 182 amino acids.
CGCUUACAGAAACUAGCAGCAAGAAAAUUCAUUUUUUAUGUCAUAAUCCUUUGAUCCAAUGGAUCUUUUGGUCAAUAUAAACUCCCUUAAUUCGUCUCUACCAUUUUCCUCUUCAACUGUGUCAACCCUAAACUUUAUCACCAUUUAUUCUCUCUACAAAGAAACUUUCUUGAUCUUGAUAUAUCCUAAAACCUAAAAGAUAUCCUUCGGACAUCCUUCUUGUAGUUAUGGGUUCUGGAAAUUCAGAUACGUCCAGCGAUCACGAAACUAGUCGCUGCUCGUUGUCUCCGAAUAGCUCGAAAGAUCAGGGUUUAGGUCGCUCGUAUGAGUGUACUUUCUGCAAAAGAGGGUUCACAAACGCUCAAGCCUUAGGAGGUCACAUGAACAUCCAUAGAAAAGACAAAGCAAAAGCCAAAAAACACAACACUGCUUCAACCAAACCCGAUAAAGAUCAUUCGACAUCGGUUUCUUCGAGAUCUUUCAGUCUUACUCCUAACGAAGAGGCUCAGUAUAAUCUUGGUUCUUCUUUAGGGUUUCGGACAGGUGAUCAUGGUUAUCAGUUUACACCAUCAAACCCUAAUUUUCAUUGGGCUUUGGCUGCCAAACCGUUCGAUGAUGAUCGUGCCCUUCAUGAGGAGCAUUUGAGGGUGAAUUUGAACCUUGGAAUUGGGAGUUCUGAAAUGGAAACUAGCAAUAUAGAGAGUACAAAAAUAGGGCAUCAAGAUUGGGUUGAAAAUGAUGUUGAUUUGGAGUUGCGUCUAGGUCAUUAUCCAUAGUUCAAUGAUGAUCAUACAACUACUAUAUAUCAUAUUUGAUCGAUGCUUUUUGCCCAUGUAAAGUGAAGGAAAGAAACACAUUUUCAAAGUGGAAACAA